AUGGUCGUAAUAACUGAUAUAUUUAUAAAAGGUUCAGAAAGAUUAGAAAUGGCAGCAUUAUAUGAUCCAGCUAAAUGUCCAAAUCAUUGUGGCCGUCAGUAUAAGGGAAAAAGUAGAAAAUCAAAUUUAAAAGUCCAUCUUAAGUAUGAAUGUGGUGUACCACGUCAAUUUAGAUGUGAAUAUUGCCAAAGGACCUUUGUUCAUAAGGCACAUUUAAAGGGGCAUUUAGGACUUGUUCAUGGAAUUAUUCAAUAAAAAUCAACAGUUGAAGUUAUCAUAGUUUGUAAUUUGUGUUAAUGAUGUAAUAUUUAAUGCAUUUCAAAUAGUGUUGUGAAAUUUUUGUUGUUAUCAUUUAUAAAAAUAGUUUAUUAUUUGAAAUACUCAAUUUAUUU
This is a messenger RNA of Diuraphis noxia (Russian wheat aphid), 392 nucleotides long. RefSeq lists its product as uncharacterized. Gene Ontology annotation, biological process: regulation of transcription by RNA polymerase II. Gene Ontology annotation, cellular component: nucleus. NCBI's taxonomy places the organism in Eukaryota, Metazoa, Arthropoda, Insecta, Hemiptera, Aphididae. The record is from RefSeq and is a predicted model, not a curated record. Gene Ontology annotation, molecular function: protein binding.